GGUAUCUAGCUUACCUCAUAAGCCUACCUAACCUAACCUAUUCAAUUCAUCCUACGUGAACAUAUAUUUCUUUGUUCUAUGCUCGGCGCGACCAAAUAUAUUUUCUUCAUAGGUAACAUCAUUUUUAAACCCAUGUUACCGUCCUUGUUACCCAUCGCAUAAUCUCUAACCUACAUACACAAUACCUAAGGAGGCAGCCUAGACAAAUAGGUACUCCACUCUAAUCUAGAAUUCUUUGACGACAACAUCUUCAUUUUCCCAACCCUCGCGACAAAACACCGCAAUUGUACUCUCAAGAUGACUUCACUCAAUACAUUCGAAUGUUUUAAUGACCUCCCAAAAGAACUCCGUAUUCUAAUCUGGGAGUACCACUUCGAAAGUGCUCGUCUUCUCGUGAUUCAUCCCUCUCCUGAGAGUCAAAUGCGAAAUCCAAAGAGGGAGGUUCUUCUAUUCUGUUGCACCGUUCUAGACUCGGCUACCAACCUCGUCAUUCUAGAUGAACGACCUCCGUCUCCAUUGAUCAACCAUGAGGCUUAUGAUAUAGCCCUCUCAUGCAAGCGUAUCUGGACACCCGUUAUUUUCGGCAAGGAUCUUGCGGAUUCCGUUACCUCAGGCCGAGCUCGCGUGCCUCUCCAAUUCGCUCUAACACUUGCUUCCAAUGUACCUGACGAAUGCAACGACACGCGGCCGCAAGCGCGCCCCGUCUAUGUUGACUGGGACCGCGAUAUGCUCUACCUGUGUGUCUCGAAUGCUGAGCAAGCCUUCUGGGCAAUGCGCUCCGUUCCUUGGCGAGAGAAUGUGAAGAAAUUAGCCGUCCUCGUGCCGCAGAGCGAAUUUGAUAGGGCCAUCCCCUUUGGCCCCACGGAUCCCAUCCGCGAAGUACUUGAAUCUAUGACGGAGCUCCAAGAAUUAUUCGUCGUUCUAGUUCCUCAGGCCGACGUUCUUGUCCCUGUUACUACCCCUACUCCCGAAGUACUAACUGGCCUUCCAAGAGACGAGUUCGGCUUCGUUCCAUACGUCGAGUAUCUCAAGAAGGCUGGUCUCGCAAACAAUCAUAUUCUUUAUGCUCGCACGGCCAUGUCAUUUCGUGAGGCCAUGGUAGGCAUGCCCAGAAAAAUUAAACUCAAGAGAGUUGUCGACGUGGAUUGCCUUACUUGCUCUUUCGGCUACUAUCGACGCAGUCUCAGUCCAUACCGUUAAACUGCAAAUCUUUGGAAUUACUUUCCAUUGUAGCUAAACGCCUUUAUCUAAUAAUUGGUGUCAUCUUACUCCGUUCAGCAUUUCCAUUGGCAUAUGACAUUGAGCACUUCCGGCCCUUGGAUCUUAGUGGAAUAUGUGUAUAACCCCGGCACAAGAAUACCCCCCAUACUACCUAGGUAUUGAAACAUGGGCCCCCUACGUCUUAGUGUUGAUGAACAAUGGUGCAUAAGGAGUGCAUAGGGAUAUAUUAUAAUCGGGCAUUUCCCCCUCUUCAGAUCGAUAAAUCACUCACUAACCAUCGAUCUGCGGUAGUAGGCUUAGAAGCUGCCACUUGUAAUCCAGGCACCCUUGUCUAAGAUUCAUACAAGUCAACUAUGCCACAUUCGAGUGUAUACACAGGAACUCAAAUCGCUGGGAACGGAGAGAACAAGAACGAGCACGACUUUCCGGUUGAGGGUGUGGUCUCAUCGCUUACGAGAAACUACUAGAGCUUAUGCUUGUAGCUAGGUCUUUAAGCCGCCUAGUAUUAAGAUUCUAAGCAUAGAAAGUGGCUAUCCCGUUAGAGGGAAGCUAUCGAUACGAAGUAUAAAUAAAACUAUACAACAAUCAUGAUCGAUUAUA
Messenger RNA from Daldinia vernicosa, 1821 nucleotides. RefSeq lists its product as uncharacterized. The coding region runs from base 298 to 1200 and encodes 300 amino acids. The transcript has 2 exons. Lineage: Eukaryota; Fungi; Ascomycota; Sordariomycetes; Xylariales; Hypoxylaceae. The record is from RefSeq and is a predicted model, not a curated record.